Messenger RNA from Pomacea canaliculata, 3954 nucleotides. RefSeq lists its product as uncharacterized. Gene Ontology annotation, molecular function: GTP binding. NCBI's taxonomy places the organism in Eukaryota, Metazoa, Mollusca, Gastropoda, Architaenioglossa, Ampullariidae. Bases 262 to 1743 code for a protein of 493 amino acids. The transcript is spliced from 10 exons. The record is from RefSeq and is a predicted model, not a curated record.
CAAUGUUUGGGCUGACACUUCUCAACAAGUCUUAACUUAGAUACGGUACACAACCGUUUGCUGCCAUUCUUCAUUGUUUCUGAUUCACGCGAUGCAAAUGUUUAAAAACUUUCCUGAGAAAUGUAACUUUUAAUAUGUUAAUGAGCACAGUAGGUCGUUUCUCCACCAUGUAUUUAAAGCGCCCAGUGCGCAUGUUCUUGUACCUUGGGGUAGGCAUGACUCUCUAACACCAAACACUUGAGAGUCUCUUUGAAAAGCAGAAUGAGCUUCAGCAGAGGGACCAAGAACCGUGAGUUGUCUGCUCGGUCGACGGGUGGUCGUCCCGUUAGCAAAAUGAAAAGCAGUGUGGAAAAUGAUGAACUGGGUAACUGGGCUCAAAGUGCAGACCUCACCCCAGACACAGUCAAACUUCUGAAGAAAGAAGGUUUCACUUCCCUGCGACUACUUCGCCGCCUGACGCCAGAUCUUCUCGCCAAAAGUUUCCAGAAACGCAUUCCCUUAGCUCAGUAUGUGGCUCUUACAGCCGCACUAGAAGACCUGAGACAAGAGUCGUCUACAGUCAAACAAAGUGAACGUCGUGAAAGUGCGACUUCACAUGAGGAAGAAGAAGGGACCAAGAACCGUGAGUUGUCUGCUCGGUCGACGGGUGGUCGUCCCGUUAGCAAAAUGAAAAGCAGUGUGGAAAAUGAUGAACUGGGUAACUGGGCUCAAAGUGCAGACCUCACCCCAGACACAGUCAAACUUCUGAAGAAAGAAGGUUUCACUUCCCUGCGACUACUUCGCCGCCUGACGCCAGAUCUUCUCGCCAAAAGUUUCCAGAAACGCAUUCCCUUAGCUCAGUAUGUGGCUCUUACAGCCGCACUAGAAGACCUGAGACAAGAGUCGUCUACAGUCAAACAAAGUGAACGUCGUGAAAGUGCGACUUCACAUGAGGAAGAAGAAGAUGGUCAUGAAACACUAUUUCAAGUGCUGGGAAAGGUGGUCAGUAACAUUAAAGUUCAAAGACAACAGCAGACAAAGCAACCGGAAAAGGGGGCAGUUGGAAAUGAACAAGUGCAAGGAAAGCAGCGAAAGUCUUCUCUUCCACCAUUAACUUCACCUGCGCAGCAACAGGAGCCACGAUCGCCAUCGCCAACACAAUUGAAAACAGGUGACCCACGUGAUGCAAAUGAUGACGAUGAAGAUGAGCAAGAGCCAUCUUCUAAGUCUAAGUUACCACUUUCGUCAUUAUCUCUAGAGAAUGGUGACAAUACAGACGCCUGGCAAAGUUCCUACCUCUUGGAUCCGUCAUCAAGUCAAACGAUUCGAUUCUUCCUAAUGGGAAAAACGGGCGGAGGUAAAAGUGCAACUGGAAACACCAUUCUUGGAGAACCACUCUUUGAUGCUGAUCUCUGCUUCAGCUCAGUUACCAGUAAAUGUUUUUAUAAGAGGAUAAAGCGCAACGGUAUUACUAUAGAGAUUACAGACUCACCAGGACUGUGUGACACAAAGACAUCAGAGGAAGACACCGCUGGAAAAGUUGUUCAGGCCGUCGCGGUCAUGCAUCCGGGUCCCACGGCCUUCCUAUACGUCAUUGGGAUCGGCCGUUUCACGGAAGAAGAUGAAGGUGUUUACAACAGAAUCAAGAGUCUGUUUGACGACAGGGUCACUGGGUACACCAUCAUUAUCUUUACACGAGGAGACGAGUUAAAACGACAGAAUAAGAGAAUAGAAGAGGUUCUCAGCACGGCGCCCGACGCCUAACUAAGGCUCUGGAGGAGUGCGAAUACCGCUACGUGGUGUUUGACAACUUUGCUGAUGACAAACAGCCGCAGGUGAAAUCUCUGAUACAAUUAGUUCGUAAGAUGAGUGAGGGAAAUGGGGGGACACCUUACACGUGCCCUAAGUACGAGGAAGUCGGCGAACAAAUUAAUGAGGAGGUGGCCAGGAGACUGAGGAAGGUACAGGAAGAGGAGAUGAAGAGAAGAAGUAUUUACAAGAGCUGGUGGAAAAUCUGAAGCUAGCAGAACAAAAGGCAGAACAAGAGAAAAAGGCUUUCGAGAAAAGGGAAGCGGAAAGGGAGGAAAGGAUGAAGAAAGCAGAAGAGGAAAGAGAAGAGAAAAUGGCGGCAUUGCAGAAGAUGAUAACUGAACAAAUACUCAGCACUGAGCAACAAAAGGAGGAAGAGAAAAAGCUCCGUGAAGAAAAGGAACAAAUCAUUAAUAAACUUCAGAAGGAAAGGAAAGAUGAACAAAUACGUAUUGAGAAACAGGAAAAAGAAAAAGAUCAGUUGCUUAAGGACAAAGAAGCAGCUUUGAAAGCAGAGAGAGAGGCCCACCAGAAUUUCAUUAAGGCGAAGGAGAAGGAGGAGCAGAAAAUAAAGACUGAAGUCGCACAGAAAUCCAGAUGUAUUAUUUUGUAAAGUUUUGGCUAAGACUGAGUCAUAUUUGUACAGUAACUUUGCCCACUGACACGCUUUACAUUAAGCAUUCUAAUACUUUUUAUUUUGUGGAUAAGCUAGAAUUAUUUUACAAAAUACCCUCUUACGUAAGUUAAAAAUCAGCCACAAAAACAGCUAACACAAAUUAGGUGGUAGUAAAAAGAGAAAGAAUAUAAAAUAAUAAAAUAGAAUGUUACUGUUGAUUAUGAACAAUCAUCGUCUCCACGAACCAAGAAAGGUUGGUGCUAAUAAAAUAAUUGUAGAAAUCUGUCAAACAUAAAGACUACUACGCUAAGAUAAGCAAACAAGAUGUGGGUUUGCUUUGGUAGUUUAUCAACUCAAAUACAGACAACAGACUCGGCAAAGUAAACUUUGUGGUAGCAAAGAAUAAUAGAUGAAAUAUGCUUUGUCUUGCAUAUACUUGCACGAGCAAGGGUACAGGAUUCCUCGGGUAGUUUCUGUUGCUAUUUUUAUAUGUUACUGUAAACUGAAUUUAAACAUCGUGACUUUAGUCAAACUUAUUCAUGGCGCGGCUUUAGUGUAGCCAGAGAGGAAAAACAUGUACUUGUGAUAUUCUAUAACCUGAUAGUACAUGUUUGGUAAGGGCGCACGUAUUAAGUGAAGCCACUAUCCCUUUCUCCUCUUUUUUCCGAUCUGUGUGUGUGUGUGUAAAGCUUAUUUAUGCGUCUAAUGUGCCGUCUAAAAUUAUAAAAAAAAUUUUACGAUUGUUUGACAUAUAUGCGUACCAAAAGAGAGACUACUGCGUUUGAUAACUUGAAAGGAACUAUUUAGCCAAGCUUGAAAGGGGUCUGACAAACAUUCUAAAUGUAAUCGGUGGUUAGUAACAAUUACUCACACAUACACGAACACAUUGUUAUACCGUUUUGAUAAUAAGAUUCCUUGACCAAAAUCUUUUAGAAAGAUUUUAGGAAAAGUAUUUAGAUAUAAUAACUAAUAUUUGAAAAAAUAUAUAUAUAUAUCAUUUUAUACUUCAUUUUUAAACUUUUAAACAUUUUCAAAAUGCUUACAACUAUUUGUGUGAGUGUGCCGUUAUUACCUGAAUUAACAAUAGAAGCUGUGACUAUGAAAAUAUUACAAAACAAUCUCGAAAUGCUGUUUAAUUCUCUUGUGUAGUGGGAGAACUUGUUUAGGGCAGCGUGUGCUGCUGACAGUGCUUGUUCGCUAUACCCCGAAUACCCUUCCACCCAAGCUUGAUCGCACGAGCGAAGCAGGGCGAGAAGGACAGCAACAGCGGGUGACGUAGUAUCCAAACUGUUCAGUAUAAAUGGCAGACAACAGUCAGUGCUUGUACCUGUUUACCGAAAGGUAAAAUCAGCAAAACUCUGGUUCUCAGCAAGUGAGAAUUACUAUUCUGCAGCAAGGUGCUAUGGUCCCGUUGGAAAGCGGCUCGCAUCUCUCAAACCCCUCUUUUUCCACCCCAGGGAGUUAGGUGGCAGCUUUUAGUAGACUAAGUAUGAAUAGAUAUAGUAGCUGUAUGUGUAAAUUAUGUAAAUAAAUAUAUAUCUUUAAACUUA